Molecule: messenger RNA, 1545 nt
Organism: Emiliania huxleyi CCMP1516
Lineage: Eukaryota; Haptophyta; Isochrysidales; Noelaerhabdaceae
Exons: 2
Coding region: 1-1545 (514 amino acids)
Source: RefSeq, a predicted model, not a curated record
AUGAGAGCCGUUGGCGACUAUGAGGACGAUUGGAACGACUGGCCUCAGGCGUGCUGGAUACAUCCCACUUUUAACACCGUCCACUUCAACCUGAACCUGGACGAAGAUGAAAUUGACUGUUCGUCCGAAAGACAUUGCAGAGGGGCCAGCACCAUCUGCAAGCGCACGCAACCGUCACCCCCUCCAUUAAGCCCAUUGCCCCCGGACGCCCCUCCCUUCCCCCCGGCCGCACCUCCCCCCAGCUGGCCGCCCACCAGCCCGCCGCCCGCCAGCCCGCCGCCGGCAUCGCCUCUCGGCGGCGACGAUUACAAGGCGGUCAUCGUGAUCGAAGCCUUCGGCGGCCUCGACACGUUCAACAUGCUCAUGCCGCACUCUCUCUGCGACGCGGCCGCCGGAGGUUACGACGAGUACCUCCAGGCGCGCGGGGGGCUGUUCACCACCGGAGCGGAAGACAGCGGCGUCGGGCUCAGGCAGGACGCCCUCCAACAGAUCGCUGCAAACGCGAGCGCGAAGCGGCAGCCGUGCGACGUAAUGGGACUGCACCCAAAGCUGGUGAAGACAAAGGCGAUGUACGAGAGCGGAGACGCCGCGGCAUACGCCAACAUCGGCGCGCUUGUCGAGCACCUUACGCCCGACGAGUUCUUCGGCCUCAUAAAAGCGAAAAGGGACGUUCCCAAUGCGCUCUUCUCGCACAACAAACAGCAGGACUUCAGUCAGACGCUCUCAAACAACCAGUUUGAGCCGGGCAUACUCGGGAAGGUGAUGAGCGCGCUCGACACCCCGGCGUGCGACGCGCAGGGCAACGCGAGCGCCGGCAGCGGCCGCACGUCGUACAAGACCGGGCUGUACGCCAUGUCUGGUGCCGCGCCGCGAGCAUUGACAGGAGGGCCCAGCCUCGCGCUCGCCAUCGACUCGAGGCGAGGCGACAUCCGCCGGCUUUCGGAGUACGAGCGGCUCUGGCGCCACAUCGAGAACCUGACGGCCGCGCCCUCGCGCUCGAUCUUCGCCGAGACGCACUCGCGCGUGCUGGGGCGGGCGAUCCAGGACGCGGAGACACUCGGCGAUGCGAUUGACGCGGCAACAACGACGACGACCUUCAACGACUGCUGCGAUGUUGGCGGGGGCUGCGGCUGUACAUUUGCAAUGGCGCUGCGCACCGUCGCGCGCGUCAUCAAGGCGCGCAGCGCGACGGGCGUGCAGCGCGCGGCCUUCUGGAUGGGGACGAGGGGUGUCGACGCGCACGCGUCGAUGGACUCUCCGGGCGACGGCAUAAUGUCGAUGAUCGACAACUCGGUCGACGACUUCCGGAAGGAGAUGGUGGCGCAGGGGCUGUGGGACAAGGUGACCGUCAUCACCCUCUCCGAGUUCGGAAGGACGAUCAUCGCGCCCGCCGGCAUGCCACCGCCUCCAAAGCCAGGCAUGCCGCCUCCAAAGCCGGGCAUGCCACCACCACCGCCGCCGCCACCGCCGUCGGCCGACCCGUCCGCGGUGAGAUUGCUCGGCCUCAGCGCCAUGGUCGGACCCGCAUCGAGCCGGACUGUGUAG